Messenger RNA from Portunus trituberculatus (swimming crab), 1918 nucleotides. RefSeq lists its product as uncharacterized. Lineage: Eukaryota; Metazoa; Arthropoda; Malacostraca; Decapoda; Portunidae. The record is from RefSeq and is a predicted model, not a curated record. Bases 238 to 1275 code for a protein of 345 amino acids. The transcript is spliced from 3 exons.
UCUGUGCAACAAACACAGCGACACAGCACAUACACACUUAAAAAGAACACACAACAUGAACGUUAACUAGGACACGAAAACUUCGCUUCUUGGAAAAAAAAAAAAUUCUUUUCUCUUUGUCUCCAUACAUACCUAUAUAUAUAUAGGUAUACUGCAAAAACAUUAAACAUAUUUAUAACGGAUUAUAUUUUGAACGUUCUUUUUUUAAGUGUUUUCUUCUGAUUUUCGAUAUCAACUAUGAAACAAACAGUCUUCCUGUCAAUAUGGAUGGCAGCCGUGGGCGUCAUGUGCCUCCCUCACGCCCACCCCCUGCCGUACUCAAGCCUUUUAGAUGACCCCGCCUUCUCUCCCACUCGUACUUCCCGGCAUAUCAAUCUUCUGGACGGCUUAGCGGAGGGCGUGGACUCGGAAAUGUUUGAUAGUGUGGUGGAAUUUUUUUUCACUAAGUUUGGAGAGGAGGCAAGCCUGAAGGGACGGAGUUACGACAGCGGCUCAGAUUUCAAACGCCCUCCAGCUUAUCAAGCAAACAACAAUUUCGAAGAAUUGCACACCGGUAGCGGCUAUAACAACAACUUCAUGACAGGGUACAAACAUGAGAGUCAUGGUAAGCCAGAGAAAACCUGCAUAGAUGUGUACGGCUUGUCCCAUAGCAGCAGUUUUUGCCUGGAUGUGUUUGCAGCUUUAUCAGUGACUGGUGCCGCUCUGCUUCUACAACUACUCUUCUUCAUCGCAAAGGACGUCUUCUGUCCCCAUCUUAAAAGGAAUGAUGACAGUAUUGAUGGCGCUCUCAAUGGCCUGAAUACCUUGUUCGGUAUGUUGGGUGCUGGUAACAUGAGUAGUCUGUUCGCUAUUGACAAUUCGAACACUGUGACCGUGGAUGCAGUGGGCGGAGAUAUGCUGAAGACAGGCGAUGGUGAUGGAAGCAUUUUUCAUGAUAAAGACGAUGGACAGUUUGCUGGCUGCGACACCUUAGUAUUCGUAGGAAAGGAUCACAAUCCAGCAGCUACGGGAUCCACAGAAGGCAGCGAAUCAGAAGAGGAGGAAGAAAAUACGGAAGAAAAAUAUGACAGACUAAACGUGAACUUGAAAUCAGAUGAUGAUCCUGAAAAAGACGACGACGACGACGUACCAGAUGCUGAUGGAAAUGACGUUUCAUUGAUAGGUGACUUGUCACCGUCAUCUUUUUGGAGACCCCUACUACAACCACCACCACUACUACUACCACCACCACCACCACUCCUAAACCCACUCGCGCCCCUCUCCUCGUGCUCCUGAAGAAGUCUGGUGGUAUCUGUUACGUCACCAGCGCAGUUCAGCCAACAAGCUUCACUAUGCCAAAUGCAAUGCAAUGGCGGAGCUUUGGACACACCCUCAGCCCCUCCCUGCUGCUGCAAGCCAAGGACUGGUUCAUGGACGAGGCACGUCUCUUUGGCUACAGAUUCGGAGGAGAAAAUUCUCCCUUAUGCCGCAUACUGAGCUACUUUGUGUAAGAACUUGAUUCCUGUAUUCAAUCACCAAUUCAUUGAUGUUAUUCUAUUAUCAUUUUAGUUACAUAUGUAGAAUCACUGCGUCCAGAGCGCAGUAGUUAGUCAAUAAAAAAUAUUAACUUAUAUAUGUAUCCGUUAAUAUAUACUGUAUGUAUACGCAUGUGUAAGGCACUAAUCUGUUUACCAAUGUGUGCGUAUGUUAUGGGUACUAAUACUUCCACCCGUAUGUUGCGUGUGUGUGUGUGUGUGUGUGUGUGUGUGUGUGUGUGUGUGUGUGUGUGUGUGUGUGUGUGUGUGUGUGUGUGUGUGUGUGUGUGUGUGUGUGUGUGUGUGUGUGUGUGUGUGUGUGUGUGUGUGUGUGUGUGUGAUAUUAUUUAUGUUCACAUGUAAACAAUUCUCCCUAUAUAUGUAUGUACAUAUAUGUUUAUUGA